GCGGCGCGCGAGGUCAGCGCGGGGUCGGCGUGGGGUCGGCGAGUUAGACCCGCGGCGGCUCGGCGGCUCGGCGGCUCGGCCGGGCGGGCGAGGAUGUACACGCUGCUGUCAGGCCUGUACAAGUACAUGUUCCAGAAGGACGAGUACUGCAUCCUGAUCCUGGGCCUGGACAAUGCCGGCAAGACGACCUUCCUGGAGCAGUCAAAAACCCGGUUUAACAAGAAUUACAAGGGGAUGAGUCUGUCCAAAAUCACCACCACCGUGGGUCUGAACAUCGGCACUGUGGACGUGGGAAAGGCUCGCCUCAUGUUCUGGGACUUAGGAGGGCAGGAGGAGCUGCAGUCUUUGUGGGACAAGUACUACGCGGAGUGCCACGGCGUCAUCUACGUCAUUGACUCCACGGACGAGGAGAGACUGUCGGAGUCCAAGCACGCGUUUGAGAAGAUGGUCACGAGUGAGGCACUGGACGGCGUCCCCAUCCUCGUGCUGGCCAACAAGCAGGACGUUGAGGCUUGCCUCUCCAUUCCUGACAUCAAGACUGCGUUCAGCGACUGCACCUCCAAGAUCGGCAGGCGCGACUGCCUGACCCAGGCCUGCUCAGCCCUCACGGGCAAGGGCGUACGCGAGGGCAUUGAGUGGAUGGUGAAGUGCGUUGUGCGGAAUCUGCACCGGCCGCCGCGGCAGCGGGACAUCACGUAAGGACAGCCGGCGACCCCUGGUGCCCACCGUGCAUCCCUGCGUGCUAGAGGAGUUCUGCUGGCUCUGCACCGCUGAUCCUGGGGCUGGGUUUGCUGUGCCCUUUGGUUUUCAUUUGCUUUGUUUUUUCUCUAAGACAAACUUUUCUCUGUGUCCAGAUAAGUGUAGGCAUCCAAGGGCUUCUGCCAGGGGGGCCGGGGCAGUAAGCCAGGCCAGUGCCACACAGGACCCUCACCCGACUCCUACUGGGGCCCAGGGCCCAGGGCCACAUCAGGCCUGGACACCACCAACCGCCCCCCCCCCCCCCAACCAAGGCCCAGGUUGCAGGCCCUGGGGUAAGGCCUUGGCAGGCCAACUCUCCUUUUGGAGCUGCUGCCCCAGCAGGCCAGCAUGCCUGGCACCCAGUGGGGCCUUAGGGGACCCUGCUUGGAAAUAGGGUUUUCCAGGGUGGUGGGGUCCUCUGUGGCUUGCAGGGCGGCUCUGGGUAUCGUGCCUGUGGAGGAAGCUGGUGGGGUCAUGACUGUCUUCAGCCUCUUUCAUCUCUGAUCCUGGCGGUGGGCUGGAGGCCUCGAGGGAGACGUGGCCCUAGUCCCUGCAAGCCAGUAGGGCUGUGGGUUGUGACGCAGCCUCAGGACGGGGCAGGAGAGAUCUGCCUGGGAGGCCGUGUGCCCCCUGCACUGGCCCAGCCACCUCGUUCUGAUCCCAAGCCAGGAGGGGAAGCUAUGUGGUCAUGGUGGGAGUGGGUGCCCCCUCUGAGCCUGCCACCAGUCUAGGAUGACUGUGGUCACCAGCUCGGGUGCAUUCCUAGGUGGGGGUGAGGGGUGGUGUGCCCCUCGGGUCUGGCGUAAGGCAUCUAGAAAUCCCUUUCCAGGCCUAUGCCCAGGAGCAGGGGCCCCCCAGGUGAGGACCCUCCCCACAGCCCCCAUGGGGGCUGGCAACACCCAGUGAGCCGAGCCAUGGACAAAAUAGACAGCUGGAAUGGCUCCUAUCCAUUGUUCCUCUGGAGACCUGGCAGCUUUGUGUCUGAAGGUCAGGCCCCCCAGACUGUUCUCCCUGGUGGGGCGUGGGAGUUGCUGAGGAAGGGAUGAGUCAGGGCUAGGGGUGGAGGCCUGCUGCAGGUGGGAUGACUCAUGGGAAGGCUGUGACCCUGCCUCUCACUGGGGCCCUUCCUUGGGGGUCAGGCAGGGGGCUCCAGGGCUGGUGGAGGGAGGGCUCCCAGAACAAGGGUAAGGCUGAGAGUCCCCCUGGGUGGGUGAGUCAAGCCGUUUUCUGAACCUGCCCCAGAGGAGAAAAGCCUCAUUUCCCAGAAAGCCAGUGGGACACCCUAGGCCUCCCAGGAGGCUUUGGCUGUCCCUUCCUAGGAAAUCCCUGCUGUUUGAAGUGGGCAGAGUCCACGGGAGUGUCAGGUUGAGUGGGAGUCCUGGUGCCCAGGGCCUGCUGGCUGGUGCCCACUGCUCUGGGUUGCCAUCUGUUCUGCAGUGAGAGCCCCUGGGCUUGGCCGCCCACCCUCCAUAAGGCUCUACCUACUGAGCAGGCAAUGGGGGAUUGCAGAGCGGGCCUCACGGACCCCACCGCGCCCCACAGCUGCCACCCACUGUCCAUUGAGGUCUGUCAGAUGGGGGUGGGGCCAGCCUGAGAGUGCUGGACACUCAGGUCGGCUGCCCAGGUCUUUCCCCACCAGGUGUGCCCACUGUGGCCGGUCAGACGCCACACUGACAAAUCCGCUUUAUAAAAAAUAAAGUGACCCAGGAACCAGG
This is a messenger RNA of Camelus dromedarius (Arabian camel), 2453 nucleotides long. It is a transcript of the gene ARFRP1, whose product is annotated as ADP ribosylation factor related protein 1. The record is from RefSeq and is a predicted model, not a curated record. Gene Ontology annotation, biological process: intracellular protein transport; protein localization to Golgi apparatus; Golgi to plasma membrane protein transport. Gene Ontology annotation, molecular function: GTPase activity; GTP binding. Gene Ontology annotation, cellular component: Golgi apparatus. The coding region runs from base 94 to 699 and encodes 201 amino acids. The transcript is spliced from 8 exons. NCBI's taxonomy places the organism in Eukaryota, Metazoa, Chordata, Mammalia, Artiodactyla, Camelidae.